Molecule: messenger RNA, 603 nt
Organism: Rasamsonia emersonii CBS 393.64
Lineage: Eukaryota; Fungi; Ascomycota; Eurotiomycetes; Eurotiales; Trichocomaceae
Product: Phosphoglycerate mutase family protein
Exons: 4
Coding region: 1-603 (200 amino acids)
Molecular function (GO): catalytic activity
Source: RefSeq, a predicted model, not a curated record
AUGAAGGUCUCCUCCCUGGCCCUGCUGUCCCUCUUCUUGUGGACCACGUCGGCCUCCGCCGCUGCUACUGUCUACCUCAUCCGCCAUGGAGAGAAGCCCUCCAACGGCAGCACCGGGCUGAGCGCCCAGGGUGAGCAGCGCGCGCAGUGUCUGCGGAACGUGUUUGGCGCCAAGUCAUCAUAUGACAUUGGCUAUAUCAUGGCGCAGACGCCCAAGUCUGAUGGCAAACAGGACCGUCCCUACGAGACCGUCGAACCUCUGGCUCAGGACCUCGGCCUGAAGAUCGACACUUCGUGUGACCGCGACGAUCCGAAAUGCGUCAAAAAAGUCGUCGACAACUACUCUGGGCCGGGAAAUAUCCUCAUCUGCUGGGAGCAUGAUGCCCUGACGGAUAUUGUUAAGAAACUGGGUGACAAGAAUCCGCCAAGUUAUCCUUCUGAUCGGCCUGCAUUGGGAGGCCAGUUUUCUGGGACCAGAUGUAUAGGCGUAACUACAGCCAACCCAUGCUCAGGGCCUCUCUAUCCAACUAACUACAGUGCUGUUAGGAUGAGAAAUGACCUUCUCUCAAGGGAGGAAUCAUCCUCAGAACCAUACUACCAAUAG